Messenger RNA from Salvia splendens (bonfire salvia), 2166 nucleotides. Its product is annotated as squamosa promoter-binding-like protein 12. The coding region runs from base 467 to 1810 and encodes 447 amino acids. Gene Ontology annotation, molecular function: DNA binding. Gene Ontology annotation, cellular component: nucleus. Lineage: Eukaryota; Viridiplantae; Streptophyta; Magnoliopsida; Lamiales; Lamiaceae. The record is from RefSeq and is a predicted model, not a curated record. The transcript has 5 exons.
CCUUUUCUUUUUUACAUCACUUUUUCUGAUCCGGUGCUUUUACAGCAGGGAGAAGAGUUUCUCUUUCUAUUUUUUAAUCAUAGAACUGAGGAAUUGUUGUUUUUUCGGGUUGUAAACUGUGUGUUGCAUUUAGUUAUUUCUGUUUUUUUUGUUGGUUGGUGAGAUACUUCGGAGCUGUGGACCUGUGGUUGUAGAUUGGAAAUCAAGAACAUAUUUUGCUGCAGAUAUCUCUGUCAAAUUGAGUUUUUGGUAGUUGGCCUUUCAAAUGACUUGAUAGACUCUUGUUGAUGUUAAAGAGUUCAUCUUGAAAUUUGAUACGUGUAUUUUCUUGCCAUUUUGUCGAAUUCUUGAAAGGGGGGUUGUCGUUUUUCCACGGGGUCGAUGAAUUCUCGUAUCUUCUUGCCAUAUCUCGCGUCCGGUUUAUGAUGCAGCCUCGAGUUAAUUGAGCUGUUUGCUGAGCCCCUUCAUGGAGAUUGAGUGGAAUGCGAAGUGGGAUUGGGAAAACUUAGUCGUGUUUGGUUCAAAGGGGAUUGAGAGUCCGAAGAAUCUGCAGUUAGCGGAUUGGACAAUUGUCGAUGAUGGAGAGAUCCAUGGUGGAUCCUUCAAUCUUUCUGCCGCUGCUUGUAAUGGUAACAGUGGUGGUGGCUCUGAUGGUAGUAGGCAUGGUUCUUCAGCCAAAAGCUCGAUAUCAGCUUCUACCGACUCAUCCCGCAAGGAUAGGAUGCAGACUUCCAUCUUAACAUUCACUACAUCCGAGGGCUCUUCUGGGAACUUCAGCAAGAAGAUUGAGAUGAAAGGAAUCGAGCUUUCUGGAACUUCCUCAACUCCAGAUGCAGAAGCAUUGCUCGGAUUGAAGCUGGGAAAGCGGACAUAUUUUGAGAACACCGGAGGUGGAGGCACUGCUAAGAGCACUUCCUUUUCUGCCAUGCAUGCUCCAGCCACCGCCACCGCCACUGCACCAAAGAAAACUAAAUCAUCUGGUCAGAAUAGUCCUAUAUGUUGUCAAGUCGAGGGCUGUAACACUGAUCUUUCACUGGCGAAAGAAUAUCACCGGAAGCAUAGAGUUUGUGACAGCCAUUCAAAGUGCCCAAAGGUUAUGGUUGGAGGCUGUGAACGCCGGUUUUGCCAGCAGUGCAGCAGGUUUCAUAGCUUGUCAGAGUUUGAUGAAAAGAAGCGCAGUUGUCGAAGAAGGCUUUCUGAUCAUAAUGCAAGGCGUCGUAAGCCACAGCAGGAAACCAUCCAGUUCAAUCUGCCUAGGCUAUCAACCCCAUUCUAUGGAGGGACCCAACCGAUGAGUUUCAUGUUGAACAAUUCCCCACUUGCUCACUCGAGGACAACUGCAAAUUCUAGUUGGAACAACUCCAAAUUCGCACUAGCCAAAGGGUGUUUGUUGAAGUCUGAAGGAGAUGAAGGUAUUGAUGAACAGUUGCACAUGCCAGGAAUCAGGCUGCCACAAACCAUCAAUAUGCAAAAUGCAGCAAAUCAUACAAAGCCAGUGGUUUUGAAUCCAGGUGGCAAGGGAUCAUUGAUCUCUUCCCUAGAUGCAGCACCAGAAUAUCGUCGUGCUCUCUCUCUUCUGUCAAGCAAUUCCUGGGAUUCGUGCAAUCAAGAAUCGGUUCAGUUACACCAUCAACUACAUGAGAACAGUUCCAACAUCAUCCAACCUUUGUAUCAUGCAAUCCCUGAAGGUGUGCCCUUCUCUUCCUCAGACUUCUGGCCGACUGGGCCACAUCCAACUCAUCACUACGUUCAAUCUUUGGGUACAAAGACACCCUACGAUAAUGACUUCUAUUCCAACAUACUGAACUGACCAAUGUCGACAAGUCUGUUCUUCAUCUUCGCGGUCCUAGUCUAGGUGGUCCUUGAAUAAGGUUGGUCACACACUCUCACCUCAUCGGAGAAAAGGUUUUGAAUUAUGACGUUGCCUUUUUUUGUUGGUUCCUGCCUUGUUCGCGACAUCUUGCUGUCUCAUAUGGCAGGCCAUCUAACAAGUUGCUUCGUUUUGGGAAAACGAUUGUUCAUUCAGUUUGAAGGAUAACAUAUUUUGGUACUGUACUGUUAUCAGAUUUUGCAAGUGUUUUAACAAUGCUCCUUCACUUGUAACUUGAGAAUAUUUUGAAGUACCAACUAUUCAAUAAGUAUUCAACUUCAUAUCGUUUGUCAUCA